AUGAGUAGCGCAGGCGUCGGAUGCCUCUAUGGUGUGGGUGUGGGGCCGGGCGACCCGGAAUUGCUGACGCUGAAGGCUGUGCGCGUCCUGAAGGCGGCGCCAAUCAUAUUCACACCGCAGGCGACAGGCAGCAAGGACAGCCUUGCGCUCAUGGUAGCUCGCAACUAUGUCGAUGAGUCAAGGCAACGUCUGAUAUAUGCCUCGUUCGUGAUGGGUGGGACGUCCGACGGUGUGUGGAGCGAGGCCGCGGAGCGCAUUGCAGGCUAUCUUUUGGGUGGCGAGGAUGUCGCGUUUCUGACGCAGGGCGAUCCGUUGCUGUAUGGCUCGUUCAUGUAUGUGAUGGUGAAGGUGCAGGCGGCGCAUCCCACGAUCCCGAUAGAGGUGGUCCCGGGCGUAACCUCCAUUACGGCGUCUGCAUCGCGGGCAAAGAUGCCCCUUGUGUCGCACGGCGAGCGGCUGGCCGUACUGCCUGCGAUGUACGGAAUCGACGACCUGCGGGAUGUGCUGGCGCGCAACGACACGGUGGUGCUGAUGAAGGUGAAUCGCAGGGCGAUGGCUGCGGUGUCGCAACUGGAGGCGGACGGCGAACUGAGUCGUUGUGUGUUCGUGCGGCGGGCGACCACUCCACGCGAGCAGAUUGCGUUCAGCUUGCGAGAGAUUGCGCCUGAGGAUAUCGACUACUUCUCCAUGCUGAUAUUGAGUGGCAAGAAGGGACAGGUUUGA
This is a messenger RNA of Geodia barretti, 723 nucleotides long. The record is from the annotation of a GenBank genome assembly. Lineage: Eukaryota; Metazoa; Porifera; Demospongiae; Tetractinellida; Geodiidae.